AUGAAAGCUCAAGCUUUAACAGAUCAUUUGGCUGAAAAUCCUAUAGAUGAGGAGUAUGAGCCAUUAAAGACUUAUUUUCCAGAUGAAGAGGUAUUGUAUGUUGAUAAGUUUGUUUCUGAAUAUUGCCAUUCAGGCUGUAAGUUGUUCUUUGAUGGAGCUGCUAAUGUACAUGGAUACUUGAUACAUUCCAAUCCAUCUGAGUUGUAUACAAUGACUGCUCCAUGGCCUUUUGUGGCUUGGGAAAUGGACGUAAUUGGACUAAUUGAACUAGAGGCUUUGAAUGGACAUAGGUUCAUCUUAGUAGCCAUUGAUUAUUUCACGAAGUGGGCAGAAGCAGCGACUUUCAAGUCAGUGACCAAGAAAGUAGUGGUUGAUUUUAUUCACUCCAAUAUUAUUUGUCGGUUUGGCAUUCUAAAGAUAAUUGUCACUGAUAAUGCUACAAAUCUGAACAGUCAUUUGAUGCAAGAAGUGUGCCAACAAUUUAAAAUUAUGCAUCGAAAUUCUACUCUUUAUCACCCAAAGGCAAAUGGGGUUGUAGAAGCUACCAACAAGAACUUAAAGAAAAUACUUUACAAGAUGGUGCAGGGUUCCCGACAAUGGUAUGAAAAGUUACUUUUUGCUUUGUUGGGUUAUUAUACUACAGUUUGGAUUUCAAUUGGUGCAACUCCUUACUUGUUGGUAUACGGAACCGAAGCAGUUAUACCUACGGAGAUUGAAAUUCUAUCUCUUUGA
Capsicum annuum is the source of this 732-nucleotide messenger RNA. RefSeq lists its product as uncharacterized. The record is from RefSeq and is a predicted model, not a curated record. Gene Ontology annotation, molecular function: nucleic acid binding. The transcript is spliced from 2 exons. Gene Ontology annotation, biological process: DNA integration. NCBI's taxonomy places the organism in Eukaryota, Viridiplantae, Streptophyta, Magnoliopsida, Solanales, Solanaceae. The coding region runs from base 1 to 732 and encodes 243 amino acids.